AUGGGUCACGGUAAGCACAGGCGAUCAAGAGGAGGUAAUUCGAAUCCAGGACAGACCAGUAGGACUUUUAAUGUUGAAAGGGAAGAGGAAUCGCUCCCUCUUGAUCAAGAACCUGAGGAUGCAGCAGCAGUUCCAAAAGUUCAAUUGGCAAUGUGGGAUUUUGGUCAAUGUGAUGCAAAGAGGUGCACUGGUCGUAAGCUUGCUAGAUUUAACUUGUUGAAAGAAUUACGAGUUAACACUGGCUUCGGAGGAGUUGUUUUAAGUCCAGUUGGAAGACAAUGUGUUUCCAAAGAAGACUAUAGUCUGAUCAAAAGAAAAGGAUUAGCUGUUGUUGACUGUUCUUGGGCACGCUUAAGUGAUGUCCCGUUUGUGAAGCUGCGUUGUACUGCUCCUCGUCUCUUACCAUGGUUAGUAGCAGCUAAUCCAGUAAAUUACGGAAGGCCGUGUGAGCUAUCUUGCGUGGAGGCUUUAUCUGCAGCUUUAAUACUAUGUGGAGAGGAGGAAACUGCAAAUCUUUUGCUUGGCAAAUUCAAAUGGGGUCAUGCCUUUUUGUCUCUCAACAAGGAUAUUCUAAAGGAGUACUCGAAAUGUGAGAACAGCGCUGAGAUCAUCUCUGUUCAGAAUUCCUGGCUUUCUCAGCAAACUCAGGUCCCGAAACAACCACCUCCACUAGAAGAACGUGUUAAGAAAGAAGGUGGAUCUGAUGGUGAAUCCGAUGAUGAUGAAGAUGACGAUCUCCCUCCUUUAGAGAGGAACAUGAACCAUAUCAAAUUGGAAGACAGUGAGGAAGAAGAUGACAAUGGUGGUGAAUCCGAGGAUGAUGAUGAUGGCCUCCCUCCUUUAGAGAGGAACAUAAACCAUAUCAAAUUGGAAGAGAGUGAUGACAACAGCGAGUGA
Molecule: messenger RNA, 897 nt
Organism: Microthlaspi erraticum
Lineage: Eukaryota; Viridiplantae; Streptophyta; Magnoliopsida; Brassicales; Brassicaceae
Source: the annotation of a GenBank genome assembly